Messenger RNA from Panicum virgatum (switchgrass), 3077 nucleotides. RefSeq names its product TPR repeat-containing thioredoxin TTL1-like. Lineage: Eukaryota; Viridiplantae; Streptophyta; Magnoliopsida; Poales; Poaceae. Bases 272 to 2374 code for a protein of 700 amino acids. The transcript is spliced from 7 exons. Gene Ontology annotation, molecular function: protein binding. The record is from RefSeq and is a predicted model, not a curated record. Gene Ontology annotation, cellular component: cytoplasm.
ACCCCUCACUUUUUAGCUGUAGCUGGGCGCGCUCUCUCUCCCUCAGUUGGGAGAGGAGAGGAGAGCACAGCAGACCCACCUCCCAUACAUACAUACAUACAUACAUACAUACAUACACGCGCCUCACCUUCGUCUCUUCUCGGAGCGCCAACUCGCUUCUGCUGUCCUUGUUCACCAGCUGUGUACUUCUCUUGCAUGCCUGCCUGCGCUUGGUCGCCGAGGGGAGUGCCGCUGCUCGUGUCGGCCGCUGCGCUGUGACCGAGCUCCGGGGAUGGCUGAGGCUGACCGGAUGCGCCUGCGCGCCGCGGCGCUCGCGCUCCACGACGACGAGGGCGUCAGGGACAAGCCGGACCGGAAGGCGGACGUCUUCGCGGAUCUCGGCUCGCCGGUCUCGCCGCUGCGCCUGCGCCCGGCCGCGGCGACGCCGUCGUCCUCGUCCUCGUCGGCCGGGUCCGCCAAGUCGCCGGCGCCGGGCAAUGCGGCUGCGGCGGCCGUGGGGAGAGGCGGCAGCCUGGGGAACCACUCGGGCGAGCUGGACGGCAGCAACCCGCCGCGCCCGCCCGGCCACCGCCGCUCCGGAUCUGGCCCGCUGAUUUUCUCCGGCGGCAGCAGCAGCGCGGGGAGCGUCGGGGGAUGCGUCGGCGGCGGCGGGAGCACCGCGAGCUCGCCGCUCACCAAUGCGCUUCCCACCGGCAACAUCUGCCCGUCAGGCCGCGUCGCGGGGGCGGCGGCCGCGCCCCAGCCGCCGCGCGCUCGCCCGGUCGUGCUCGGAUCCGGCAUGGGGCACUACGGCCACGGCAGCAUCAUGCGCGGCGGCGGUGGAAGUGCCGGAGGAGCUACUCCCGCGAGAAUCAGCAUUGACGCGGCUCCGCUCCACAGCAGCUCGUCGAGGUCUCCGGCGAGCUGCCCGGCGCCGCCGCCGGCCAGCAGUGCUGGUCUUCAAGAAAUCACUCGCACCGGGAACGAGUGGUACAAGAAGGGCCGCUACGGGGAGGCGCUGAGGCACUACGACCGUGCCGUGGCGCUGUGCCCCGACAGCGCCGCAUGCCGCGGCAACCGCGCCGCCGCGCUCAUCGGGCUCGGCCGACUGGCAGAAGCCUUCCGCGAGUGUGAGGAGGCCGUCCGUCUCGAUCCGGCGAGCGGCCGGGCGCACGGCCGCCUCGCCGGCUUAUGCGUCCGGCUUGGGAUGGUUGACAAGGCAAGGAUGCACUUCACACUGGCUGGGAGUGUAAACCCAUCUGAUCAUGCUGAGUGGCAGAAGCUGCAUGAGGUGGAAAGCCAUCAGGGGAGAUGCAUGGAUGCAAGGAAAAUCGGAGAUUGGAAGAGCGCACUACGGGAAGCUGAUGCGGCGAUUGCCAAUGGAGCGGACUCCUCUCAAUUGCUUCUUUCCUUGAGGUCAGAAGCACUUCUUCGGUUGCACAAGUUAGAGGAAGCUGAUUCAACUAUUACAAGUUUAUUGAAAUUGGACAAUGCAUCACUACCUUCAAUACCAACCAAACUCUCAGGCAUGGCAUCUGAUUCUUAUAUGCUUAUUGUCCAAGCCCAGGUCAACAUGGCAUUCGGAAGGUUUGAUUCAGCUGUUGCAUUGGCUGAGAAGGCUAGACUUAUUGAUCGUGGUAACUCAGAAGUUGAAGUGAUCGUAAAUAAUGUGAGGCUAGUUGCAAUGGCUCGAACCCAGGGGAAUGACCUUUUUAAGGCUGGCAAGUUUGCUGAGGCGUCCAUAGCCUAUGGAGAGGGGCUCAAAUAUGAUCCCUCAAAUUCGGUACUGUACUGCAAUCGGGCAGCUUGCUGGUUGAAGUUAGGUUGGUGGGUUAAAGCUGUUGAGGACUGCAAUGAGGCCCUAAGAGUCCAACCUAACUACACAAAGGCUUUGUUAAGACGUGCAGCAUCCUAUGCAAAGCUUGAGCGUUGGGCUGAUUGUGUGCGGGACUAUGAGGUGCUGCGCAAGGAUCUUCCUGGUGACACAGAGGUUGCAGAAUCUUUAUUCCGUGCACAAGUCGCAUUGAAGACAGCCCGUGGAGAGGAGGUGUCAAAUAUGAAGUUUGGAGGGGAAGUUGAGGCAGUUACCAGCUUAGAGCAACUCCGAGAUGCUAUCCAUUCACCUGGUGUAUGUGUUCUUUACUUCAUGGCAACAAUGAAUCAGCAAUGCGCACAGAUUUCCCCAUCCGUGGACUCCCUUUUCUCCGAGUGCCCUUCAGUGAAUUUCCUGAAGGUAAAUGUUGAUGAGAGUCCUAUGGUUGCAAGGGCAGAGAACGUGCGCGUCGUCCCAACCUUCAAGAUUUACAAGGAUGGCACGAGAGUGAAGGAGAUGAUCUGCCCUAGCUUACAGGUCUUGCGCUAUUCGGUGAGGCACUAUGCUGUCUCCAGCUCGUAAGGUCUGGUACUCAGUUCUUUGGUCCUGCUAGUGUCCACCUGCCAACAUUUCACCAACAAUUGUUCCUAUUUAAUAUUAUCACAGCCUCCACAGCAUUUCACCAGAUCGGUAUAACCCCCUAUUAGGCAUGUUGAGCAAGCUUGGUAUACAAAGAAGGAACCUCCUAUGCAUUUCCCCCUUCCAUGUGUUGCUAGUCUUGUGCAUUCCUCCUCUUGCAACUAUUCCUACCCACCAUUUGACCCAGCUUAAGCAACCCUUCCAUCUCAUGCAUCGCUUGGCUUUGCGCCUAAAUGAUAAUUGCACUCCUGAAGAAAGCCUCCCUGUGAUGUUCCUUGGAUGCAUGUCGCUGUAGAGACGAGAAUAGAUGGCUGGCUGGUUUUCCCAUUACAUGUACAUAUAGCAUAUAGCAAUACAUUAAAACCAUUGAUAGAUUGGUUUUCUGGUGGAGAGAAGGUGGUACCAGAUUUGAGCAUUUUGCGGCCGAUGGAGAUUGGAGAGUAGAGGUGUAGUAGUUGCCUUUGUAGAGGAGGGAUAGAUGAAGAAAGAUAUAAUGUAUUAUUGGUAUGUAGAGAGAUAAAGAGGGAGGUGGCUGGUGUCGUUGAUGUCAUUUGCAUAGAUAUGCCUUUCUGGUGGUCUGUGGCGCUGAUAUACAUAUAUAUAGUUCAUGCUGACAUUGGUUUCUAUGAAUAAAAAGAUAGCUCGA